Molecule: messenger RNA, 1934 nt
Organism: Oryza brachyantha (malo sina)
Lineage: Eukaryota; Viridiplantae; Streptophyta; Magnoliopsida; Poales; Poaceae
Product: transcription factor LATE FLOWERING-like
Exons: 3
Coding region: 478-1638 (386 amino acids)
Biological process (GO): regulation of DNA-templated transcription
Molecular function (GO): DNA-binding transcription factor activity; protein dimerization activity
Source: RefSeq, a predicted model, not a curated record
CCUCAUCCCAGACCCAGACACAUCACCUGUACUGUCCCCUCUCUUCUCUCCUCUGCCCGUGCUGCCCCCUGCUUGCUUGGUUACUUAGAGCUAAGCAAGCUUCCUGGAAGCAAGGCCGGCGGCCUGGACAAGAACCACAGCUGAUCGAUUGAUCAAUCAAUCUUCUGCUGCCUCGCAGCCUCAUCAGCCAGCGCAAAGGAAACUAACAAGACGGUACAGAGGCGCUAGCUCCGCGUCGGUCGGAGCUGACUCGCCGUCGUCGGAGGAGCUGGCCAGCUGAUCAGUGAGUAGCUCAGAGCUCUCCAGCCGGUGGAGUUAACACUGAGAUUAAGCUGCCUCCGUUGUUUCACGGUGGCCUCGGCAUCAAUCAUCUGUACCAAGCUAUAGUGUGUGGUUUUUGUCUCGUCAUUGUCUACGAAUCUGUGAGCCAUUUGUUCGAUCGGUGAUUUGCGGCGGCGGCGGCGGUGCGGCGAGGCGAUGGAGACCUUCGGCUGGGCAGGCGGCGGGCAGCUGCACGACGACGUAUACUUUCCGCGCUCGGUGGGGUGUGGCAGGUUCGAGCUGGACGAUGCGUUCCUCGGCGCGUGCUUCGGUUCUCAGCUCCAGUACUGCGACGACGGAGGUGUUGGCGCCGGCGGUGGUCAUGUUGGCGACGACGGUGGAUGCUUGCAGGGUGCCUCGGGAUUUGGCGCUAUGGGCGAUCCGCUGGGCUUGCUGUGCUCGGGGGACAUGUUUGCGUCUGUCGCCGAGGGCGCCGGCACGCACGACGAGGGCCUUCUCGACGCGGCGCUCGCCUUCUCACGGAAGCUCGGCGCCCCCUGCGACGGGAUCAGCGACGGCGGGGCCGUGUCAAACGGCGCCAUGUUGUCCAGCUACAGCGGCACCACCGGCGGCAACAUCUCCUCCGGCGAGUCCAAUAACUACAGCGGCGGCUGCUACGACGCCGAGGUGGUUUCCCCGACGUCCACCAUGUCCCCGACCACGACGUCGCUUACCCAGCCUCCGCUCCACCACCCCAAGCGAAAGCUAUACGACGACCACCCAGCCAUAGCCGCAGCCGCAGCCGCACCGCCGUUCGCGCCGCGCCCCAACCUCGGCGCGGCCGUAAAGCGGAAGGCUUCCACGUCAGCAACAAGCAUCACCUUCGUCCAGCCGUGCCACCACCACGACCCCACCGCCGCCGGGUACGAGCCGGACGUGGAGGCGAUGGCGCAGGUGAAGGAGAUGAUCUACCGGGCGGCGGCCAUGCGCCCCGUCCACCUCGGCACGGAGGCCGCCGCGGACAAGCCACGCCGCAAGAACGUGCGCAUCUCGAGCGACCCGCAGACCGUGGCGGCACGUCUCCGGCGGGAGCGCGUGAGCGACCGCCUCCGCGUGCUGCAGAAGCUGGUCCCCGGCGGCAGCAAGAUGGACACGGCGUCCAUGCUGGACGAGGCGGCCAGCUACCUCAAGUUCCUCAAGUCCCAGGUCCAGAAGCUGGAAACCCUAGGCACCAGCAGCAGCACGGCCAAAUUACAGCACCACUAUUACGGCGGCGGCAGCAGCAGCAGCAGCCAUGGAAUGCUUGCAUUCGCAGCAAAUAACAACACCAUUUCUGGCUACGCAAAUUCUAAUGGAAAUGCAACGAAACUGUUGUAGCACACACUCUGCUUAGCACGUACAAGUGCUACACGUACGUAGUCUCCUCUAUAUACAUGUAGCAUGUUUCUGUUCUCUAGUAUUAUUCUAGGCUUGGUGGUGAUUAAUUAGUGCACGUACACGGCACAUAAUUGGAGUACGUACGUGCUGAUUAAGGCGUGCUAGCUAGUAGUUCGUGAUCAUGUUCUUGAGCAAUAUUUAGAUUACAUCCGCUGGCAAUUCAGCUGCAGUGAGACAUUGCAUGCAAAGUUGACCGUUUGACUUUACAAUUCAGCAUUAAAAAUACAUAUAUAAAA